AUGGCUGCUCGACCGCCUCACGAGGCGCAGACAGACUCUUGCUUGUACCAGAUCGACUUUCCAGGGCCUCACGACGACGCACAGGCGCUCACCGACCUCUGCGCUCAAGUCCUCGCCUUCAUCGCCUCACUCUCCACGGGCUACAUCUGGCACAGGCAGCCCUUCCAGCUGGGCGUGUCGCCACUCUCGUUCACUGCACCGGCAGGACAGAAGCAGCAUCAGUGGCUCACGGGCAAGACAGACGUGACGGAUGCGGUCGACGACGAGUGGUUCGUCGUCUGGCUGCUGAAGCAAGUCACGGAGAAGUGGCGGGAUGCGGCAGUCGCGGUGGAGGACGACGACGGCGAGUUCUUGCUCAUUGAGGCGGCAGACGUCUUGCCGAGCUGGGUCACGCCUCAGAACGCGGCUCACAGGGUCUGGAUCUACCGCGGCGAGCUGCACCUCAUUCCGCUCGAGCACAAGUCGGCCCUCCCGUUCGAGGAGGAGAGCAUGAGCCCGUCAUUUGACCCGGAAGAGGAGGGCUUCCUGGAUCGCGCCACGGCGCUCGAGCUGGUACGGGACGACAAUGUGGCGACGAGAGCGGCAAGAGAGGUGGAGGAGGCGGUUUGGGCGAGGAUCGCAGGCUAUCCGGGCAAGAUCAAGGAACACCACCACCGUACCCUGACGUACUUGCCGACCGACAUCGCCCUCGCACUGGUCGAUUCGCCGAGUCUCGUCGCGGAGGCAAUUGCAGCAUUCUACGAGCGCGAGCCGGGCACGCUCAGGGCGGUCAACACCAUGUCCCGCUUCCCUCCCGGACCUCCGAUUCCCUCGACCUCAACAACCUCCGAUUCCGACAUGACCGACACCCCUUCUCUCCCUUCGACCGUCCUCGUCCCCACGCUUCUCACUCGGCCACUAUACUCGCAAGUCGUUCUGCAGCGGUUCUACGCGCCCAAGCCCUUCCAGAAGGUCGGCUGGAUGGACGCAAAGCUGGGAAGGGCGGACGAGCGGCGGAGAAGCGUGGGCAUGAGAAUUGCCUGUGGCUUCGAGAUGCUCUACAAGCUCACCUCGCCUCAGCUCCGCCACUCCUCUACCGAUGACCCGCUCACUAACUUCGACUCCUCCGAACCACGGUAUCGAGCCUACUUGAAGAGCUUGGCUGAGAAGAGCUUCUUUGAGGGACAAGUCGAAGGUAGCGAGAAGUGGCGCGAGAAGGAGGCGGUUGCGAGGGAGGGAUGGGUCCGGGCGAAGUCUGACCGACCAACCCUCUCCUUCGCUCAGCGAGUUGACGACGCAAUCGCCCGCGCUCGCUCUUCGCCUAACCCUUUGCCCGACCGAAUCGCCAACCCUGUCUCGCUCACCGACGAACAAGCCGCCGCGCUCGAAGACUCGGAAGACUGGCUUUCGCUCGACGAGCAAGGGCUGGAAGACAUCUUGCAGGCUCGGCAGGGCAAGGGCGGAGGAUUGCUCGGAGACAGCGAUUUGGAGGAUUCGAGUGAUGACGGGGAAGACGAGGACGAGAUGGAGGGCGUCGAGGGUGGCGAGCAGAGCGGGAAGAGCAAACAGGAGAAGGAGGAAGAGCGCAAGGCGAGGAAGGUCGCGAAGAAGCUGGAGCAGAUGGCGGGCAGAGUCGAGAACUUUGUCGAGGGACGAGGUGCGGCGAGCGGUGCUCUGUUCGACGACGAGCGAACGGACGAUGAGGACUCGGACGAGGACGCUGAGAUGCCGGAGAUGUCGGCUGAGGAGCGCGCAGCACGGCUAGAGAAGCUCGUCGCACCACUCCCGACGGACCAGUGGGGUCAGAGCACGCAGCCGCCACCGACUGAGCCUGCCACCGCUACCGAAGACGACGCAUCUGCCGCACCUUCCGCCGAACCCGCUGCGUCGACUCGCGAGCCUCGACCGCCCAAGUUGACGAAGGAGGAGUACGAAGGGGCGUCCGACCUAGAUGAGGACUCGUCGGACGAGGAGAGCGGACCGAUGGCAGAAGGCGAGGAAGGUUUGGGCGGACCAGAAGUCGAGGGCGAGGAUGGACCGAGCGUCAUGAACGAGGAGGACGUGCUGGAUAUGGGCGAGGAGAUGGAUGAGUUCCUCCAGUUCGCGACGGAGGCUCUUGGCUUGACGGAGGAGCAGUAUGCGAAGAUCUUGCAGGACAGGCGGGAUCGAGGCGCCUUCGUUCCGGGCCCGCCAAAGGAGAAGAAGGUCAACGUCAUCCCGUCCGCCAAACCCGCAUCGUCGUCCGCCAAACCCUCAGCUUCGAAACCCGCCGCCCCUCCUCCCGUCCGCGAACCUCUCCGCAACCCUAUCCUGACCGAUUUCGACUCGCUCAUGGACCGGAUGGAGGCGGAGCUCGCGCAGGCCAAGUCGAGCAAGCCUCAACCGACCUCGUCCGCCAACACUUCCCCUUCUUCCGCCGAGCCGAAGAAGAAGAACGCUGCGCGACAGAGCGAUCCGAAUCGGAUUGUCGUCGACUCGCUGUCCGACUCCGAGGAAGACGACGAUGGUGAACCGGACCUGUCAGCGAUGGACGCCGAGUUGCAGCACCUCCUCAAGGACUUGCAAGGGCAAGGCGAAGGCGGGAUGGACUACAACCUCGUCAAGAACUUUUUGGACAGCUUCCAGAGUCAGGGAGGGUUCGCAGGUCCAGCGGGUAACUUGGCGGGUCGGCUGGGCUUCCAGCUCCCGAGGGAUGCGUAG
Rhodotorula toruloides NP11 is the source of this 2679-nucleotide messenger RNA. RefSeq names its product SGT1 family protein. The transcript is spliced from 8 exons. Gene Ontology annotation, cellular component: nucleus. Bases 1 to 2679 code for a protein of 892 amino acids. Lineage: Eukaryota; Fungi; Basidiomycota; Microbotryomycetes; Sporidiobolales; Sporidiobolaceae. The record is from RefSeq and is a predicted model, not a curated record.